This is a messenger RNA of Bactrocera latifrons, 1145 nucleotides long. RefSeq names its product microsomal glutathione S-transferase 1. The record is from RefSeq and is a predicted model, not a curated record. Lineage: Eukaryota; Metazoa; Arthropoda; Insecta; Diptera; Tephritidae. Gene Ontology annotation, cellular component: membrane. The transcript is spliced from 4 exons. The coding region runs from base 532 to 1101 and encodes 189 amino acids.
UAACAUAUGUACAUAUGGUAAUAUUAUUAAAAUAAUUCGUUUAAAUGAUGCAUAUUUUUAGUUUUCAGUUCCACACUCAUUCCCCACUUUAAAGCCCCAAGGAAAAUAAAUUAGAAUUGAUAGAGGAAGAUAUAGGGUUAUAUAAUUAUAUCUACGAAUGGACGUUAGUAGAACUAAAAUAUUUGCUUUUUGCAUGCAAAACAUGUUAAGAAGCACCAAAGCACAACCAGUUUCAAAUUCAAAUAUUCACUAAUAAAUGUAGAUUAAGAUACUAUAUUAUAUAUAUAUAUAUAUGUAAGAAUAUUUGGUAGAAAUUAAGAAGAUAACUUUGCAGUCUAUAAUUUUUUCCAAGGUAAACGAGUUCUACGUAUGUAGAUAUGUAUGUACGCAUAUGGUCAAUCUACGUUCUCAGACUUUGCGGCUUAGCGUAAACAAACAAUUCGCGCAGUUACAGCGUAGCUUUGCAGUUAUCCAGUCGCUAAAUCUACUAUUUAUAACUAAAAUUUUGUAAGCAGAGCAAGACUAUUGAAAAUGGCUACAACAAGUGCAGCGCCACCAUUAGCAACAUUUAAUGCACCAAAUCCUAGUACAGCCAUGAAUGAGAACUUCACAAGAAAUUAUUUAACGCUUGAUAAUCCUGUCUUCUGCUGCUUUCUUUUUUGGGCGAGUGUGCUGGUAAUCAAAAUGUUACUGAUGUCAUUGCUGACAGCGCUACAACGAUUCCGCAAUAAGAUUCUGGGUUUAUUUCCUCAAAGCUGUCUGAGGAAGGUAUUCCCUAAUCAAGAAGACUUGUUUUUCAAGGAUAUUGAAGUGCAAUAUAAUGAUCCACAUGUGGAGCGCGUGCGUCGCGCACAUCGCAAUGACAUGGAGAAUAUUCUACCCUACUUCACGAUGGCAUUGCUAUAUAUUUGCACAAAUCCGAAUCCCACAGUUGCCUGCAUACUCUUCCGUGUUGCGGCCAUUGCGCGCAUAUUGCACACAUUAGUAUAUGCGUUCUAUCCUGUACCUCAACCGUCGCGUAUUAUUGCCUUUGGGGUAGCGUUUGCGAUCACAAUGUAUAUGGCCUGUGCUGUGGCAUUGGAUGUAUUGGCAUAUAUCUAAUAUAUGAUGUGUUUACUUUUGCUUUAGUUUAACAGAUUUUUUAA